AAACAGCGUCACAAAAAUGCCAGGAGCCCAAGCAGCAACCUGAACCACAUCUCCCGAGAAUCCUCGGAUAUAAGGCGUCUCGCCAACUUUUACAAGGAGAUUUUUGGUUUUGAGGAAAUUGAAGCCCCAGAUUUCGGAGAAUUCAAGGUGAUAUGGCUAAAUUUGCCUGGGGCUUUUGCUCUUCACCUCAUCGAGAGAAGCCCCGUCACCAAGCUUCCAGAAGGCCCCUACAGCGCCACAUCACCCGUCCUUGACGCCAGCCAUCUCCCCAGAGGUCAUCAUAUCUGCUUCACUGUCGACCAUUUUGACUCCUUUGUGCACACUCUUCAGGACAAGGGAAUACAGACUUUCCAACGGUCCCUGCCCAAUGGGAAGGUCAAACAAGUCUUCUUCUUUGAUCCUGAUGGUAAUGGAUUGGAAGUCGCCAGUAAGAGCAAUGAAUAGGCCAACUCCACCUGUGGCUGUGGUAUAAAAUAUGUUGUCAAAGUAGGCUGAGGGAAAAUGUUUGAACAUAUGUUGUAUUUUGAGACUCUAAUAAUCACGUACUUUAGGAUUGCUCGGGAUUGUAUACAUGCAUGUUAUUGAUUCUUAAUCUUCUCUACCUAUCAACAAAUGCAAAUACAUAGAAACAAGAAAUCAACCGAAGUUUUUAGUACAGGUCAUGAGUGGCCUCCAUCUUGUACCAUUUGUUAGCUGAGUAAAUUUGAUGUGCAUUGAAACUAGAAUGAUUGACUUUAA
Messenger RNA from Mangifera indica (mango), 738 nucleotides. RefSeq lists its product as uncharacterized. The annotation marks the transcript as partial. NCBI's taxonomy places the organism in Eukaryota, Viridiplantae, Streptophyta, Magnoliopsida, Sapindales, Anacardiaceae. The transcript has 4 exons. The record is from RefSeq and is a predicted model, not a curated record.